AUGCUCGUCAAGCCCCAGUUGUGGCUAGCCUUUGCUGCAGCUGCAGUUGCAGCCCCGUCUCAAGAUGCAUAUGACUAUAUUGUUGUUGGAGGCGGAACUGCGGGAGUAGCCGUUGCUGCUCGUCUUAGCGAAGGCCUCCCGUCUUCGAAGAUCCUGCUCAUCGAGGCGGGACCCGCAGCACUUGACGAGCCGAAGAUCAACGUCCCCGGUCUGAAGGGCACGACUCUCGGUACGAAAUACGAUUGGAACUUUACCACUGUUCCCCAAGCCGGUGCCAAUGAUAGAGUUUGGCCUGUCAACCGUGGCAAGGUCUUGGGUGGUAGCUCUGCCCUAAACCUUAUGACCUACGACCGUGCAGCCGCUGCCGAAUAUGAUAGCUGGGAAAGCUUGGGCAAUCCCGGAUGGAAUUGGAAGACCAUGAUCAAGGCUAUGACCAAGUCUGAGACAUUCACUGGCAAGAACACCGAUACAUAUGGCUCCAAGGGUGUCGGCGAUAGUGGGCCUGUCAAGGCCGUCAUCAACCGUGUUAUUCCCAAGCACCAGGAGUCAUGGAUCCCGACCCUGAACAAGCUCGGUGUUCGUAAGAACCUGGAGUCGCUUGGGGGUGAUCCUCUAGGAGUUAUGUACCAGCCAAGCAGCAUCGACCCUUCAAAUUACAACCGAUCCUACAGUGCCAAUGCCUACGCUGAGAUUUCUGGUUCCAACCUUGAGAUUGCGGCCGACACCACUGUGGCCAAGAUCAACCUCAACACCAAGGACAAGAAGAAGGCUGUCGCUACCGGUGUCACCCUUACCGACGGUACCAUCAUCAAGGCCAGCCGCGAGGUCAUCAUCUCUGCCGGCUCUAUCCAAAGCCCCGGCCUGCUCGAAGUGUCGGGUAUUGGAAGCAAGUCUGUCCUUGCUGACGCUGGUAUCAAGCAGGUCAUCGACCUUCCCGGCGUCGGUGAGAACCUUCAAGAUCACCUCCGAAUCAUGUCCUCAUACCAGCUCAAGCCCGAGUUCACCUCUAUCGACAUCUUCAAGAGCAACGCCACCUUUGCUGCUGAGCAGAUGGCCCUUUGGAACGCCGGCAAGGAGUCUCUCUACGACUACACUGGCAGUGCUUACACCUUCUCUAACUGGAAGCAGGCUCUUGGUAGCGACACCAAGAUGAUGUCGCUUGCUAAGGAGGCUGUUGGUAAGGACGGUAGUAAGGUUGAUAAGAAGAAGCUGGAGCUUCUCAAGGAUCCCUCUGUCCCUCAAGUUGAGGUCAUCUUCUCGGAUGGUUACACUGGUGUCAAGGGUUACCCCGCUUCUACCUCUCCUCUAUUCGGAAAGGGCUUCGUCUCGCUUAUCGCCGUCGUCAUGCACCCUCUCAGCCGUGGCAGCGUCCACAUCAACCCUUCUGACCCUUCUGGCAAGCCAAUCAUCAAUCCCAACUACCUCAGCAACGCCCACGACAUUGAGGCCGUUACUCAAGCCGUCAAGUACAACCGCAAGAUCGCCCUCACUGAGCCCAUGCGUUCCAUAUGGGAGAACGAGUAUGAGCCUGGUAUGGACGAUGUCAAGACUGAUGCGCAACUCAAGGAGUAUGCUCUUCGCACUACACUCAGCAUCUUCCACCCUAGUGGCACAUGUGCUAUGCUUCCCAAGCAGGACGGCGGUGUCGUCGACGCCAAGCUGAAGGUGUAUGGCACCGAGAACCUUCGCGUUGUUGAUGCUAGUAUUAUGCCGCUUCUGAUCUCAGCCCAUAUCCAGACAGCUGUUUACGGUAUUGCUGAGAAGGCUGCCGAGUUUAUCAUCGACGCUGCCAAAUAA
Messenger RNA from Fusarium coffeatum, 1797 nucleotides. RefSeq lists its product as uncharacterized. Lineage: Eukaryota; Fungi; Ascomycota; Sordariomycetes; Hypocreales; Nectriaceae. The transcript has 2 exons. Gene Ontology annotation, biological process: secondary metabolite biosynthetic process. Gene Ontology annotation, molecular function: flavin adenine dinucleotide binding; oxidoreductase activity, acting on CH-OH group of donors. The coding region runs from base 1 to 1797 and encodes 598 amino acids. The record is from RefSeq and is a predicted model, not a curated record.